AUGACUUUCACCAGGGUGCUUCAUGUCGCGGCUCUGUUCCUGAUGCAAGGGGAUUUUCCAGGAGCUGGCAGUGAAACCAUAACUCUAAAGGAAGGAGAAGACCUAAAUCUCCGCUGCACCCUCAGCAGUGAUGACAGCUCUGCCCGGCAGUGGUUAAACCCUGAUGGGUUUGCCAUUUUUCUUGACACCCAACGAGCUUUAAGAGAUCAGAGGUACAAACUUAUCCAUUAUUCAAAGGAUGAAUUAUCCAUCCAACUGUCUAACGUAACAGUGCACGAUGAAGGCGUAUAUAAAUGCUUCUACUACAGCAUCCCAUUCAAAAGCAAGAACAAGACUGUUAAGGUUUUGGCUGCUCCUUCUACUCCAGUACUGGAAGUAUCCCGAGACACAAAAAGAAGCAUUACGCUGUCUUGCUAUGCCCAAGGAUGUAAACCACAGCCCCAGAUUACCUGGCUGUUGGACAACGGGAUAGAGCUCCCUGGUGACACUAAGCACAAGUUAGAAUCUGAUGGGAAGAAAUGGACCACAACCAGCACGCUGACAGUCCUCGCCUAUGGGCCCAAUUCGACAGCCAGCUGCAUCAUUCGCCACCAAGCACUAGGAAAAGAGAAGCUGAUGGCAUCUUUCCAGUUUGAGGACCUCUCUAGGACAGUGAGAAAACCAAAUCCUUCACCAGCUGUGCUGGAGGUGGAUACACAUGGCUCUGAGAAUGAGCAAUCUACAGUGACCACAGCAAUGUCAGAUCUGAACAGCAGCACGGCCUCUGCUCCAAGCUACCCACAGCAUACUGGGUCCGAAGUAAUGACACCUGCAGCAGGAAAGGAAGAAUUGGCUGGUUCAUCGAGUUAUCGCGUCCCCACCGGGACUGAAACAUCAUUUAGUGCCAGUGUCACAGAAGAGGAACUUUCCAGGACAGAAGCUCCACUACCAAGUGAAAAUGUAACUGUGAUUUCCACCAUCGCCUCCGAGCAAGAUCAGAAAACUGAAGGCAUCAAAAAUAAGGAGAAUAAUCUCUUGCUGCCGAUUUUGGUGGCUGUUCUGAUUUUCAUGCUGCUCAUCAUUGUCCUGCUUUUUAUGAGGAAGCUGAAAAAAGCUCAUGGAGUGUGGAAGAGAGAAAAUGAUGUUUCAGAGCAGACACUGGAGAGUUAUAAAUCCAAAUGUAAUGAAGACAGUCUGGGCCAUGAGAAGAACGGACACGUUGUCAAUCAGAAGUCCAACACACAAUAUGUGACAGAAGGAUAUGUGGAAGCAACGCAGAAGAAUCCAAGAGACAAAAACAUUGCAAUAAGUGAGAAACUGUUUGGAUGUGGAAAAGAAACAGAUGUAUAG
Molecule: messenger RNA, 1329 nt
Organism: Tyto alba (common barn owl)
Lineage: Eukaryota; Metazoa; Chordata; Aves; Strigiformes; Tytonidae
Gene: CRTAM
Product: cytotoxic and regulatory T cell molecule
Exons: 12
Coding region: 1-1329 (442 amino acids)
Biological process (GO): cell recognition; detection of tumor cell; positive regulation of natural killer cell mediated cytotoxicity directed against tumor cell target
Cellular component (GO): plasma membrane
Molecular function (GO): signaling receptor binding
Source: RefSeq, a predicted model, not a curated record